UAUUCCUCCACAACAUUCAACAUCAUUUGAAGUUUGAACCCCUUACAGCUGCCUAGUGUAUCAAUCAACGAUAGCAAUUGCCUAACUUGAUCAUUCUUCGUAUCAUUCAGCGUCUUCGUAUUUUCCCAAUGCAGUGCAACUUGGGAUCCAUUGUGUUAUGCGCAUCCCCAAAAACAGCGAAAGCAGUCUAUAAAUUCUGACGAUCUAUCAGAUGCCAAGCUGCACCAUCACGACACUGGCCACGAAAUAUCAACACACCAGAUUAAUCAUCCGCGUCAGCCCAUGCAGAUUUGGGAACUUGGCUUAUGAUUAAGCUUGAAGAUGCAUACAAUUCUUUAGUAUCCAAAUCCAAAACACCGGGUUAAUGCAUAUAUUUGUCCCCAAUUGCACGCAAUAUAUCGUCCGUGGAGUAUUACCUCUACAGGCCUUCAGGCCUCAAACUUGUCUGCAAUUGCAUGCCCACACUACUUACAGACCCUAUGUCUCAAACAUGGCGGAACCUCCUUCAAAACGCCGCCGUCUGAGUAGUACCAGCAGUGAAGAUAGCACCAAUGAGGACACCAACGAGGACCACACUAUGAAAAAACCCCGUAAGACACUGGCGUCACUCUCAAAUCCGAUCAGCCCUCCUGGGCGAAGAAGGCCCCACGAGCACAAGCCUAUUAUUAUACCCUCACCCAUUCAACUCACAACCAUCAGGGAUCUGCCCGAGGAGUCUAACGCCGGCGCCGUGUCACUUCACGACCUCCUCGGGGAUCCACUUAUCGCCGAGUGCUGGGAGUUCAACUACUUACACGAUGUCGACUUCCUCAUGAGACACUUUGACGAGGAUACGCGAUCUCUUGUUAAAGUUCAUAUCAUCCACGGCUUUUGGAAGAGAGAAGAUUCUAAUAGAUUAUUGUUAGAGCAACAAUCUUCCCUGUAUGGCAAUGUUACUCUGCAUUCGGCGUUCAUGCCCGAAAUGUUCGGCACACAUCACUCCAAGAUGCUCAUACUAUUCCGGCAUGAUGACACCGCCCAGGUCAUCAUACACACAGCCAACAUGAUCUCUAAGGACUGGACAAACAUGACCAAUGGCGUAUGGCAGACACCUCGACUUCCUCUUCUGAAGAGUCAAGAAAGAAGCCCCGAUGUGGUGACAGACAUGAAGCUCGGUAGCGGACCGAGGUUCAAAGCUGACCUGCUGAACUAUCUAUGGGCUUACGACACCAGACGAACAAUCUGCAAGCCCAUGAUCAAGGAGCUUGAGAAAUAUGACUUCUCUGCCGUAGUCGGCGCUCUUGUCGCCAGCAUACCCGGGAAACAUGAACUAUACGACGACGACCCUGACAAGACACACUGGGGAUGGUCCGGCAUCAAGAAUGCCCUUCGCUCCAUCCCAGUCCAGCCAGGGAAGUCGGAGGUCGCCGUCCAAAUAUCCUCUAUCGCGACCCUGGGCGGGACCGAUACCUGGCUUAAACGCACAUUAUUCACUGCGUUAUCAUCAUCCUCAUCAUCGUCAACGAAGGAAAACACAUCGAAGCCUGAAUUCAAAGUCGUAUUCCCCACGCCGGAUGAGAUACGGCGAUCCUUGGACGGCUACGGAUCCGGCGGCUCGAUACACAUGAAGACACAGUCAGCAGCGCAGGCAAAGCAGCUUCAGUACAUGAAGCCCCUUUUACAACACUGGGCGAACGACUGCGAGAUGGGAACGCUCGAAGAAGGCCCACCCCACAACAGCGGCCGCAACCGCGCCGCGCCCCACAUCAAGACCUACAUCCGGUACCACACCUCCUCCUCCUCCUCCUCCACCUCCAACAUCUCAAGCCCCAAGCAAUCGAUCGACUGGGCCCUCCUCACCUCGGCCAACAUGUCGAGGCAAGCGUGGGGCGAGGCCCCCAACGGCGCCGGACAGCUGCGCAUCGCGUCGUGGGAGGUCGGCGUCUUGCUCUGGCCUGCACUGUUCGGUGACGGCGACAGUGCGGGCAUGGUCGCUGUCUUUGGCACCGACGUCCCCGAGGCGAAGGAGGAUGAGGACGACGACGGAGAGAAGGGGGUCGAUCGUGCUCCAGGUAGUAGUAGUAGUAGUCGUCGUCGAACCCUCGUCGGGAUUAGGGUCCCGUAUAGCCUCCCCCUGCAGAAGUACGCAGACACCGAGGGCCCGUGGGUGGCGACCGCGAGUUAUACCGAGCCUGACUGCCUGGGACAGGUUUGGGGGGGUUACUAGAACGAGGUACUUAGGGUAGGCCUGGCAAGCUUAAAAUUGGGUUAUUGCCCUUGUGGAUGGCGAUUAUAGUCUGAAGGGCUUGGGUGUAUACUGACCUAUUUAGGUAGUAAACAUCGCAUAUCGGAGGAUGAUUAGUGCCAGGAGGUACCGACUCAUCGGCCUGGCAGAACUAAUAUAUCCAAGUACUGCUGCGUACCUACCCAGGUAUUUACUACUGUCGUCCCAACUCAACGUCUACGUAGCAUAUAGCACACAUCCAAAGCCAUUCUCAAUCUCGGCCAAA
This is a messenger RNA of Hypoxylon fragiforme, 2489 nucleotides long. Its product is annotated as phospholipase D/nuclease. Gene Ontology annotation, cellular component: nucleus. The record is from RefSeq and is a predicted model, not a curated record. Gene Ontology annotation, biological process: single strand break repair; double-strand break repair. Lineage: Eukaryota; Fungi; Ascomycota; Sordariomycetes; Xylariales; Hypoxylaceae. The transcript has 4 exons. Gene Ontology annotation, molecular function: 3'-tyrosyl-DNA phosphodiesterase activity; single-stranded DNA binding; double-stranded DNA binding. The coding region runs from base 365 to 2206 and encodes 613 amino acids.